AUUCAAGCAAGAAGCGACAAACACCAUUUUCAACGUAAAGCAUGGCAAGGUACAGCGCAUACACUUAGCAGCAGGAGUUCGUCACUCCAAAACUCCCUCGUCCUUUCUGUAUCUUUCAUCAUCUUCACAGCAACGAUUCCCGGCCGACAAGAAAGAAAGCAAGAAAGAAGAGGGAGAAAUGAAACUGACACCAAGAGAGGUGGAUAAGCUAGGACUCCACAAUGCUGGAUUUCUCGCACAGAAACGCCUUGCUCGAGGCCGCAAGCUUAAUUAUACAGAGGCCGUUGCUCUUAUUGCCUCUCAGAUUUUGGAAUUUGUUCGCGAUGGUGACAAGAGUGUAGCUGAAUUGAUGGACAUUGGGAAACAGAUACUUGGAAGGAGACAAGUUCUUCCAGCAGUUCCACAUCUUCUCGAUACUGUACAGGUUGAAGGGACAUUUCCUGACGGGACCAAGUUAAUCACUGUACAUAAUGCGAUUGCUAGUGAAAAUGGGAAUCUGGAGCUAGCUUUACAGGGUUCUUUUCUUCCAGUUCCUUCUCUCGACAAAUUUCCUGCAAUAGAAGAUAAUGAAAUUCCUGGUGCAAUAAUCUUUGGAGACGGGAAUGUCAUAAUUAAUUCUGGAAGGAAAGCAGUAGCCCUCAAAGUCAUUAACACUGGAGACAGGCCAAUUCAGGUAGGGAGCCACUAUCAUUUUAUUGAGACAAAUCGGAAUUUACAUUUUGAUCGAAGAAAAGCACAUGGCAUGCGCUUGAACAUCCCGGCUGGGACAGCCAUACGAUUUGAGCCAGGGGAAAGUAAAAGUGUAGUGCUUGUAAGCAUUGGAGGCAAACAGGUUAUCAGAGGUGGAAAUGGCAUUGUUGAUGGGCCUGUCGAUCAUGAAAACUGUACCAAUAUCAUGGGAAACAUAAAGAGGAGAGCAUUUGGGAAUCGAGAAGAAGAAAAUGCUAGUGAAGGUUUAAUUGGAGAAGGUUCUGCAUUCAACAAUACAAUUUCUCGUGAGGCUUAUGCUAACAUGUAUGGCCCUACUGCUGGUGACAAGAUUCGUCUUGGUGAUACCAACCUGUAUGCUGAAAUUGAAAGAGAUUUUGCAUUUUAUGGUGAUGAAUGUGUCUUUGGAGGUGGAAAAGUUAUAAGGGAUGGAAUGGGUCAGUCAUGCGGACAUCAACCAGCUGACUCACUUGAUACCGUUAUAACAAAUGCUGUGGUCAUUGAUUAUAGUGGAAUUUACAAGGCAGAUAUUGGUAUUAAGGAUUAUCUUAUUCAUGCUAUUGGAAAAUCAGGAAACCCAGAUGUCAUGAAUGUUACCUCUGAUAUGACUAUUGGGGUUAACACCGAGGUUAUUGCGGGGGAAGGAAUGAUUGUAACUGCAGGGGCCAUAGACUGUCAUGUGCACUUCAUAUGCCCUCAACUCGCAUUUGAGGCAAUAUCAAGUGGCAUUACAACAUUUGUGGGAGGUGGAACAGGACCCGCUGAUGGGACACGUGCAACGACGUGUACUCCUGCUCCUGCACAUAUGAAAUUAAUGCUGCAGUCUACUGAUGGGCUGCCUCUAAACUUUGGCUUCACUGGUAAAGGUAAUGCUGCCAAACCUGAGGAGCUACAUAAAAUCAUCAGGGCUGGAGCAAUGGGACUGAAGCUUCAUGAGGAUUGGGGAACUACUCCUGCUGCAAUAGACAAUUGUUUGACUGUUGCAGAUGAACAUGACAUUCAGGCCAAUAUCCAUACUGAUACCUUGAAUGAAUCUGGAUUCGUGGAAGAUACUAUUGCUGCAUUUAAAGGAAGAACUAUCCAUACUUAUCAUAGUGAAGGUGCAGGUGGUGGUCAUGCUCCGGAUAUUAUCAAAGUAUGUGGUGUAAAAAAUGUCCUGCCCUCAUCAACGAACCCCACACGGCCAUAUACUUCCAAUACUAUAGAUGAGCAUCUAGAUAUGCUGAUGGUCUGCCAUCACCUUGAUAAAGACAUUCCAGAAGAUGUAGCUUUUGCUGAAUCAAGAAUAAGGGCUGAAACAAUUGCUGCAGAAGACAUUUUACAUGAUAUGGGAGCGAUUAGCAUUAUAUCUUCCGAUUCACAGGCCAUGGGCCGCAUUGGAGAGGUCAUAAGCAGAACAUGGCAAACUGCUCACAAGAUGAAAUCGCAAAGGGGAUUGAUUGGGCCUGGUGGAUCAGACAAUGACAACUUUCGCAUCAGAAGAUACAUUGCAAAGUACACAAUAAACCCUGCAAUAGCUAACGGGCUUGCUAAGUUUGUUGGUUCAGUUGAGGUAGGGAAGCUAGCUGAUCUUGUUUUAUGGAAGCCGUCUUUCUUUGGGGCAAAACCAGAAAUGGUGAUUAAAGGUGGUGCUAUUGCAUGGGCUAACAUGGGGGAUGCAAAUGCAAGUAUCCCUACACCUGAACCUGUGAUUUCAAGGCCAAUGUUUGGAGCAUUUGGUAAGGCUGGGAGCACUCACUCCAUUGCUUUUGUCAGCAAGGAAGCUGCAGACAAUGGGAUCAAGGCAGAGUACGAACUCGACAAGAGAGUGGAAGCUGUGGGUGGUGUCAGGAAACUCACCAAACUCGACAUGAAACUCAAUGAUGCCCUUCCAGAUAUUACAGUGGAUCCAGAAACAUACACGGUAACUGCAGAUGGUGAGGUUCUUACAUGCCCCGCUGCCACCACAGUUCCCCUUUCACGUAAUUAUUUUCUAUUUUAGCCAUCUUUACAAAUUUAUAACACCGUGAUCAAAUGUUGAUCCUGACGUUUAUCUUAUAUGGGUAUAGGAUGAUCACUUGUUUUUCUUAUUGCAAAUUUGGGCCAACUGUUUUCUGCCUUUUGCGCUUAUAGCGAAACCUAAUUCUGUUCCUCUUGGGCUCCUUGUUGACAUAGAGGAUUCUGGGCAGAUGUCCCAGAUAAUUUUUUAUGGAGAAAAUAAAAGAAAUGUAGCCCUGAUGAUAUGCCGCAGGCUCGAUCCUUCUAAGAUUG
This is a messenger RNA of Populus euphratica (Euphrates poplar), 2958 nucleotides long. It is a transcript of the gene URE, whose product is annotated as urease. The coding region runs from base 179 to 2689 and encodes 836 amino acids. Gene Ontology annotation, cellular component: urease complex. The transcript is spliced from 19 exons. Gene Ontology annotation, biological process: urea catabolic process. The record is from RefSeq and is a predicted model, not a curated record. Gene Ontology annotation, molecular function: urease activity; nickel cation binding. NCBI's taxonomy places the organism in Eukaryota, Viridiplantae, Streptophyta, Magnoliopsida, Malpighiales, Salicaceae.